AUGAACAAGUACUCUGUCAUAUUACCCACUUACAACGAAAGAAGAAACUUGCCAAUCCUUGUCUAUUUGUUGAAUAAAACAUUCACAGAAAACAAAUUGGAUUGGGAAGUGGUGAUUGUGGAUGACAAUUCUCCAGAUGGUACUCAAGAGAUUGCCAAAAAAUUGAUUGACAUUUACGGCCCUGAUCACAUUCAAUUACGCCCCAGGGCUGGUAAAUUGGGGUUGGGAACUGCGUACGUGCAUGGAUUGCAAUACGUCACUGGAAACUUUGUCAUCAUCAUGGAUGCUGAUUUUAGUCACCAUCCCGAAGCCAUUCCUCAAUUCAUUGCCAAACAGAAAACUGAAGAUUAUGAUAUUGUUACCGGGACCAGGUACGCGGGAGAUGGUGGUGUUUACGGCUGGGACUUUAAGAGAAAAUUGAUUUCUAGAGGUGCCAAUUUCCUUGCUACUGUGGUGCUAAGACCAAAUGUGAGCGAUUUGACUGGUAGUUUCAGGUUAUACAAGACACCUGUUUUGAAAAAGAUUAUUGAUGUUACUCAAUCUAAAGGGUAUGUUUUCCAAAUGGAAAUGAUGGUGAGAGCUAGAAGUUUGGGUUUCACCGUUGGAGAGGUCCCAAUCAGCUUUGUUGACAGGUUGUACGGUGAGAGUAAGCUUGGUGGUGAUGAAAUUGUGCAAUACGCAAAGGGUGUCUGGUCUUUGUUCACAAGUGUGUAG
Lodderomyces theae is the source of this 714-nucleotide messenger RNA. It is a transcript of the gene DPM1, whose product is annotated as dolichyl-phosphate beta-D-mannosyltransferase. The coding region runs from base 1 to 714 and encodes 237 amino acids. The transcript has a single exon. Gene Ontology annotation, biological process: protein O-linked glycosylation via mannose; GPI anchor biosynthetic process. Gene Ontology annotation, molecular function: dolichyl-phosphate beta-D-mannosyltransferase activity. Gene Ontology annotation, cellular component: endoplasmic reticulum membrane. Lineage: Eukaryota; Fungi; Ascomycota; Pichiomycetes; Serinales; Debaryomycetaceae. The record is from RefSeq and is a predicted model, not a curated record.